Messenger RNA from Dermacentor andersoni, 2707 nucleotides. RefSeq names its product CB1 cannabinoid receptor-interacting protein 1-like. The record is from RefSeq and is a predicted model, not a curated record. Gene Ontology annotation, biological process: negative regulation of signaling receptor activity. NCBI's taxonomy places the organism in Eukaryota, Metazoa, Arthropoda, Arachnida, Ixodida, Ixodidae. Gene Ontology annotation, cellular component: plasma membrane. Gene Ontology annotation, molecular function: type 1 cannabinoid receptor binding.
AGAUAUCAAGCUGCGACAAGCGAGCAGGUGGUACGUACGGCAGGUAGUACGGGCAGCACAAGUGGUGCGUGCACGUUGCGUUCAGGGCGGCGCCGUAACCCGCAAUAUUUCUUUCGGGUUUCGCCGCACGCACACAGCGAUGGUCGACGAACCGAGCCGUAGUUUCAAGGUUGUUUUAUCCAUGCAGCGCGAAGGAAACAACCACGGGGACGUUCAUUACAAGGUGGAUGGAGCCCGCUUCGGAACUGAGAGCACAAUUAAACUGAACGUUGAAACAUCCUAUACGCUAACAUUGUGCUUUAGACCAGCACAAACAUUAGAGAGCAUCUCACUCAUGGGAUCACGAUACUCUCCCAAGGAGAAAUCGCGGGACCACAGCUCUUCGACGUACUGUAUCACAUGGUCGAGCCUUGGUGUGGGUGUCACAAAGAACGGGAAGCGGGAUAAAAUCCCGCUUGCAUUACAGAUUCUUGAUGUUGGCGAGCUCAUGGUUAACUUGCAAGUCAAGUUCUACAAGGAAAAGGACACGGAACAUGUUACCUGGGGUAACGCCCUGCACCAGAUUGACCUUGAUUGUGAAGUGAGUCGCUCGUCGGGGAGCCUAGUGGUCAACAAGCAAAGCUUUCGGUAAUUGUCCACAAGCACAUGCAAAUUUCGAUUUUGCAGAGGCUUGGAAGCACACUUGGCCAGCAAUCUGUUGUUUGACUGACCAGCCUGUAAAACAUCUAAGGCCUGUGCUAAUGCCAGAUUGCUGCAGGUGAUGACGAGCACGUCGUUGCCUAUCGGUCAUGCAUGCCUGCCGUUUACUCAUUACUUGGCAUUGCAGCACAACAUGUCAUCUUGGCAUACAUGGUUCAUGAGCUCUGGCCCUUUUGACAACUUUUACGCGGAACGAGUGCUGAAUGCAUGUUAGAUGGUUGGGCCACCUUUCCCCAGCCUUUCAAAGAGCUCUGCCCUUGCUACAUUGCCAAUUUAGGUGGGACACAAGGGAACAUGUUUUGAAUGGCAAGUUUAUCAUGUCUGCAGUUCGUGCUAGAAGUGUCUCGCUGUACUCGUUCCACCUUCUUUUGUACCUGUGGCUUGUUUUCGUGAUUUGCGCUGAUGAUGUGUCAUUGAGGUGAUUUACUCAGUGCUCUGUCCUUUUUGCCUGGGGUGGUAGGUGUAUAGGUUACCCUUGGAAUGAUCUGCGAGCUCUGUGAGGUCAUGUUUGGGAACAUUUUUAAGUAAGUGGUUGGAGACCACCUUGCUGAAAGGGGUCAUUUGUCUUUAUAUUGAUAUGUGUGCUCCUAUCCUUCUCAUGUAUGGUGAUCAAGUUGUUUUUGAUAGAUGCAUUCAUUUGGGAUAGUCAUGAAGUUGGCAUUUUGAGUAAUUUGCACUUAAUAAGCAGUUUUACAUUGCAAGUUUCAAGCAAUAGUUGCUAACGGUUGGUAAAUUUAAGUUAGCUGUUUAAGUAGCUGGAAAUAUUGCAGAACAUAUGAAGCUGCAAAAUAGAAAAAGUGGAGACCCUUCUUUUAUCUGACCUUUGUUCAGCACUUGUUAUAUAAGGUGCAUUUUUAUUUUGGACGGUAUCGUUGACAAUGUUUUGUUUGCCUUGAUUGCAUUGAGUACACUAUUGUAUCAUCUUUACUACCUUGCAUACGUCUGCAUAAAUCUUAGUGUUAACAGUACAUUUACAGGGGGUUGUUAGAUCUCCUAUCUCUGGUUUUUGGGGCGCCUAGUUAAGGUUACUGUGAAAUAUCUAGUCAAAUAACUUCAUCACACUGGUGACACCUUACCAUGAGCUGACAAACUCAAACAUAGAGGUGCACAUUUUUCUAGCCGUUGAGACAAAAGGUCACAGUAGUUAACCAGUGAGUGCCUUGAAAGACAUCACUUUCAUUGUCCACAUCUGCACUGCCUUGCCGUUUAUAGCAAGGGAGCAUAUCGUCAGUGAUCGCAAGUUUUAGUUCCUCACUCGAUUGCCAAUGGUUGCAUCAUGAGACAAGCCUGCUCUUGACUGGAAGCAUCAUGAAAAAGUGUUUGUUGCAAUUUUUGCAUUGAGAUUGCUGUAGUUGCUGCCAAUUUCAGUUUUUCAGUGUUGCAAAAGGCUGCUUUGAAAACCGUGCUGUCUCCUUGAGUUUUGAGCAAAUUGUGCAUGCAGUCUACCCUGACACUGUAUAAGGGCUCAAUGCUUGAUUGAUUGCACUUAUUUGCAGCUAUAGUUAUGUCGUGAUCAUCGUGGAGCGAAAUGCUUGUGAGGAGAAAACCCUGAUAGGUGUUCAGUGCGGGCUGGCAGAUGAGUAACGCUAUGUGAAGAACAGUGUGGAGUGAUGGCAUGGAAGGGAGACGGGUGACACCUGGUGAAGAUGAAUGAGCGACAUGAUCACCUGUCAUGGCUAAAGCCACUCCAUAUCGUUUUCUGUUGACUAAGUAUUGCCAACCUGUCCUGCUCGUUGCCACUUUGCCCUCACUCUUGUCAAAUUCUGGUGCAAAAUGGAAGUGCUGCUAUGUUAUUCCUGAUGUUUGAAAUGUGAAAGGCAGAGGAGGCAGGCUCAUGUCUCACACAGAAGCGGCUCGAGGAAUGAAUUGUAAGGUGGUGGCCACAGAUUAAAGAAUGGCACUACUUAGUAAAGCUACUGGGUCUAUCUUAGAACGACAGAAAGCUGAGCUAGUUGGUAAGGAUUCAGUAUGCAAAAAAGGUGAGGCGUGCAGACAAAACGCAAGAGAA